UUUUUAAGAAUUUCACCUGAUUUCGUCCACAUACGUAUAUUUAUAGUGAAUGGAAGUGAAUUGCAACAGAUUUCAAUACGAUAAAUUAGUUUAUUCUGAUUUUAUUUAAACCUUAAAAAAGUAAGUGAUGUUAAGCGUAAUUUUGUAUUCCAAUGGCUGAUACUUAUUGCGGAUUAGGAGCACAAAUAAAUAAUGACGACGCCGUAGCUUUACCUGACGAUGACUUAGACUGUAUUGAAAGUGAUGAAGACUAUGAUGCGUUAAAUGAUGAGACUUUUGGAGCUCUAGAAGAUUCGUCUACUUUGGAUGAUUGGGAACAACAACAUGAGAACUUUGCUAAACUUGCAGAAAGUCGAAAGCAUUCGGAUCAAAUUGAGGACUCUUUAAACAAAUUAGUUCUCGAUGGCACAGAAGAUAUUAACUCAUUAAACAAGAAAUCAAUUUGGUCAUUUGAAGGUUCAAGAAAUGGAGAAAAUGUAUUGACUAUUUUCUCUAGCUUAAAUAAAAACUAUAUUGACUCAAAGAAAGAUACUGAAUCUGAUCUUCUUAAUUGUUCUCUAAAUAAUAUUCGGCCACCCCCUGGGAUAAUAUCUCAGGUUCCUAAAAAAGUUAUUAGUGUUGAAGAACUUGAACGUGGACUAAUAAAAAAUAAUGCGAAACUAUCACAAUCAUCUACAUCAGUACAUCCCCCAUUGCCUUUUCCUCCACAACACUCGCAGCUUCCCCGCCCUUCUCAUCUCCCGCAUUCACCCCAUCAAAAUGGACCUAUUUUUCAACAUCCUAUGCUUCAGCACAAUAUGCCUCCUAGACCUCCACCUGGUUUACCACAUCAUCCACACAUGCCGUUGAUGCCACCACGACACCCAAAUGUGCCACCCAACCCUCUUAUGCAUAUGGUGCCUCCCAUUCCUCCACAUUUUAUGCAAGGAAAUCAAAUUGCUCCACCUGGAAUGAUGUAUCCUGGAGGCUCUCAAUUUCCUGUUAAUCAUCCUUAUAAUUUCCCGCCGCCUCCAAGAAACGUAAAUUCCCUUGGUUAUGGUCAUCCUAACAGAAACCAAAACAAUUACCAAAAUUACUACCAAAACAAUAGACAGGGGCGGAUGGACCCUAACCAUAAUGUCAGACAAAGAAAUUCUAAAUCAAUGAUUAAUAAUAUUAAUAACAAUGGUCAUUAUGGUAAUAUAGUCCAAGAUGAAUAUGCAGGACUGAUGAGCGGUAGAGAGAAGCAAUGGCUUUUGAAUAUCCAAAUGUUACAAUUGAAUACGGGAACACCCUACUUUGAUGAUUAUUACUAUACGAUAUUCAAGGAGAGAAAGGCGCGACAAAAUAAAGAAAAUCAACCGCUUGAGCAAAUUCAAAGACACAGAAGAAAUAGUGAACGACAAGACAGUCAAAACCAUCUAACACCUAAAGUAUAUACGCCUUUGCAAUUUGAAAAUUCUUUGGGAAAGCUGCAGUGUGGCUCGGUCACGGCUCCACGUAAAAUAAUCGAUAUGGACGUUGUAUCCAUGGAUAAAGAAUCGGAAGUAGGAUCAACAGUUUCGUCGCGAGACAGUCGUAAAACAAAGCAGCUCUUACUGGAACUUGAGGCACUGUAUUCUCUCUUGUUGAAAGUGGAAGACUUGAGAAAUCCUAUGUAUCAUGCAAAUAUCGAGAAACUGGUCGAGUUGAAACAGAAACAAAGACUUCGAGAACUGGAAACUGCUUCCACUACAGAACAAAAGCAAGAAAUCCUCAAACAACUUCAACAGGACAGCGUGAUAACGACCGAGAAUCAGCAAGAAGUGCUGACUAAAGUGGCGAAUGGAUUUUGUUUGGACGAAAAAUUUUCCAGUUUUUUAGCUAUUCGAAAAGGAAAAAUGUUGUUGUUAAGGCUAUUGCCAUACUUAUCAGCUGAUUUAUUUACUACUCAUCUAUCAGACCUGUGGUUAAAGGUGCUUCUGAGCAUACCGACAGUCGGUCGUAGAGAUACGGCGGGUGACAACCUGCUUCCAAAGCUUUAUCCGUAUUUUAAGAAGUAUAUUCAAACUUGUAAUAUGAGCAAUAUUUUGGAUAUCGUUACGAACUUAGUAGAAUCUUUUAAACUGGACAACAGCAGAAGUACUCCCCUUAGUUAUCAAGGAAAAACUCCCCUCAAUUUUAUAGUGGCUAAUAAGUUCGGUGUUUCGGCUCUUUCGACUAUGCUCGUUCGCAUGGAGUACCUGUUGUCAACUAAUGAUGCGACUGAACGACAAUUGUCUGACUGGCAAAAUUUCGUGGAGGCGUGGUGUGAUGCGGUCCCUUCGUUCUCUUCCUCAUCCUCAAGUACCGUGGCUACACCUCUCGAAUCCAUACCUACGCCCGUAUUUAACAAGCACUGUAAUCGCAUUGGCGAACUGCUGACUACAUCCGUUAAAUGUCAGCUGUUCCGCAAACAUUUCGUAGACACCGAAUAAAUCCAAUGACAAAAUUAUUUUUAAACAGAAAUGAAAAAGAGAGACAAAAAUGUAAAAUAGACCAAUAACGUAAAAGAAAGUGAUCCAACAAGCGACGGCAGUUGUGAUUUAUUUUAUAGGAGGAUUGAGCAACUCUCCACCCACUGUUGACUUAUUCGUUUCGAUCGUGAUUCGUUUGUUGUUUUGUUUUAUUCCGUGUAUUUUUCAUACUUUUUAACGCAGCUUUUGUUGUUUUUAGGGAAUACACAUGAAUUUUAUAGUAGGUUGUUAUAAUCUUUUACUCAAAUUUUUAAUGUGUAUUUAUGCAUGAUGUUAUUAAGGGAAAUGCAUUUGAGAUGUGUAGGAUAAGAGACAUUUUACAUAUAUAUCUCACGACUUUCAAUUGCUUUAUUGAUUAUAGUAUAAGUACGCUUAAAAAUUGUAUGUCUCAGUGGUAAGUUUUGAAGAAUUGUAAAAACACCAAACAUUUUUGUUAUUUGCUGAUAUUUAUUUUUCAGCAAUUUUUAUAAUGCAAGAAUAAGAAUUUCGUUUUGUUUGACCUUAAAUUAUUUAUUGUCUUGCUUAAAUUGAACAAGGAAUUUAUUUUUAGUUUAUAA
Molecule: messenger RNA, 3031 nt
Organism: Agrilus planipennis (emerald ash borer)
Lineage: Eukaryota; Metazoa; Arthropoda; Insecta; Coleoptera; Buprestidae
Gene: Patr-1
Product: protein PAT1 homolog 1
Exons: 11
Coding region: 153-2435 (760 amino acids)
Biological process (GO): deadenylation-dependent decapping of nuclear-transcribed mRNA; P-body assembly
Cellular component (GO): P-body
Molecular function (GO): RNA binding
Source: RefSeq, a predicted model, not a curated record